AUGUCUCUUACAAACAUCGCGCUUUUCGGCGCCAAUGGUCAGGUCGGCAGAUUUAUCUUGAAAGCUCUGGUGGACUGCAAGAAGAAGGACUUUAAUGUCCUAGUCGUCACAUCGCCUUCAGCACCUGAGCCGUAUGGAGCAGACAAAGAGAAUGUCACCUGGAAAACUAUGGACCUCUUCAACACUUCCAGACAAGAGAUGGCACAGACGCUCAAAGGCAUCGACGCCGUGGUUAGUGCCUUGAACGGCCCAGUCCUCGAAGCACAAAUCCCCAUUCAAGACGGCGCCGCAGAUGCAGGAGUCAAACGCUUCAUCCCCUCAGAGUUCGGAAUGCAUACCAUCUACCGCAGACCCAAUGAUGACAAAGGAUACCUUCACCCACUCUGGGACGCCAAAGAAAAGUUGAACGAACGUGCCGUUCGCCACUCAGCUAUCAACGAAGGCAAAAUGACUUAUACCAUGAUCGGCUGUGGCGAUUUCUACGACCAAGAGCGUGAAAACGUCUGGUGCCCAUGGACGCAGAAGGAUGUUGACGAAUACACUCUUCACGUUAUCGGUGACCCCGACGCCCCUGCCGACUGGACCAACAUCGAAGACUUCGGCCUCUACAUCACCGCCUGCCUCCUCGAACCCGAGAAAACAGCAAACGCCUACCUAAACUUCUCCUCCGACACAAAAUCCCAACGCGAGAUUGCCGAUCUGCUCAAAAAGCACACCAAUAAACCUGUCAAACUGGAAGUCAUCAGUUUAGACGUCUUGCACGAGGUCUGGGAUGACCCUGAAAAGGCGCCAGAGGAACUCAAGAAUAAAAGCGCUUUCCCUGUUGAUUUCUGGAUGACGGUAAAGGGUUUGCAGGGGAGUGGGCGUAUGUUCCGCCCCAAAGGUCAAAAUCACAAUAACAUGUUCCCGGAUAUCGAAGAUACGACUUUUGACAAGUAUCUGAAGCAGCGCUUCCAGAAAUAG
Molecule: messenger RNA, 963 nt
Organism: Aureobasidium pullulans EXF-150
Lineage: Eukaryota; Fungi; Ascomycota; Dothideomycetes; Dothideales; Saccotheciaceae
Product: NAD(P)-binding protein
Exons: 1
Coding region: 1-963 (320 amino acids)
Source: RefSeq, a predicted model, not a curated record